CCAUGCGAGACGCUCCCGCGGGCUCCUGGCUCCUUCGCUGGCUGCGGCGGGGCUGCGGGCUCUUGGCGCACCUGGCGGCGCUGGGCAUGACGGCUCUCCUGUUGCUCCUCUCUAGGCCUGGCACCAGUUUAUUUUCCUGGCACCCAAUGUUCAUGUCAAUAGCAUUCUGUCUGUGCUUGACUGAAGCCAUCCUGAUCUUCUCACCAGAGAGCUCCAUCUUCUGCUCCUGCUCCCACAGAGUCAAAGUACAACUGCAUUGGACUGCAACGACACUGGUACUCGUGGCUGCAACACUGGGCUUGGCCUUCAUUAUUUCUAGCAAGAACCGAAGUGAACUCCCACACUUUGUCUCCUGGCACAGCUUUCUGGGUCUCCUGACACUUCUGGCCACGUGUGGACAGAUCUUAUGUGGACUGUGCCUGCGGUUUCCACAGCUGCUGAGGAUCUUAUCUGUGGCCCAGCUCCGACUGUACCACAUGGUGUAUGGACUGGUGGUUUACCUGUUAGCCACUUUCACUGUGGUACUGGGCAUUUAUUCUGACUGGUUUCAAGCCCAAAUUAAAGGGGUGGCCUGGUAUUUCUGCCUGGGCCUACCCUUCUGUCCAGCCUUGAUCAUUAUGAAUCAAACUAUUAGAACUUGUCUGCCAAAAAAGAGAGAGCAUAUUUGAGCCUUGGGCUCCUCAGGAAUUGAAAUCCUAUCUCAUGGUCCCUUCUUCUUUCUUUAGUACAUUUGGGAAUGAGUUCCUGUCUACUUGGCCCCUUUUGUUCUAACAUAUCUAUUUUGUAUGUUUUCUGUGUAUCUUGAUAUGGUAAAAUUACCUAUUUUCCUUGA
Messenger RNA from Eublepharis macularius, 832 nucleotides. Its product is annotated as probable transmembrane reductase CYB561D1. The record is from RefSeq and is a predicted model, not a curated record. Lineage: Eukaryota; Metazoa; Chordata; Lepidosauria; Squamata; Eublepharidae. The transcript has 3 exons. Gene Ontology annotation, molecular function: transmembrane monodehydroascorbate reductase activity. The coding region runs from base 3 to 668 and encodes 221 amino acids.